Molecule: messenger RNA, 1207 nt
Organism: Linum trigynum
Lineage: Eukaryota; Viridiplantae; Streptophyta; Magnoliopsida; Malpighiales; Linaceae
Source: the annotation of a GenBank genome assembly
CACUUGGUCGCAGUUUGGUGUUGUGUUUUAGCGUGUCAAGUUUUUGGCGCCGUUGCCGGGGAACUCUAGGUUAUUGUAGAAACGUGAAAUCUGUAACUUUAGCUUUUUUUUUUCUUUUAUUUCCCACACUUGCUUUUCACUUGGGUGUUAUGUUUUGUUGGUGCAUAUCUGAAACAUGGAUCCUCAUGGCUUCUCCAACCAUUGGGGGUAUCAACCACCAUCCGUGUGGUAUUACCCCGAGACUUCCUAGAGCAAUCAAGGAGGAGAAGACUAUGGAUUCGGAUGUCAGUACCAACCCCCUACUACGGAGAACAACCAAACCCUUGGAAACCUCUAGAACAAUAUCCUUUUCAAGAAGAGUUCCUGCCACAACUAGAGGGGCCAUCUGAGUUGGAGUUAGCCAUGGAGACCUUCACGGGCCACUCUGCAGAGCCAUGCUACACUUCACGGGAAGACCCAAACAAACAAUUAAGGCUUCUCGUGGAGCAGAUUGCUCGAGUACCUGAGAGAUCCUUUCCCGAGAUGGAUCCUCAUAUCCAGGCCAUGGCUCAAACUGACUUCUCCUUUCCCCGUGAAACAGAGGAUACCCUUCAGAGCAUAAAGAAGCACAUAGAGGUCAUUGAGAAAGCUUGUGCACAGUUUUCUCAAGACAACCUUUAUGCUGCCAUACAAGUAGAAGAGGAGGAAGAAGAAGGCAAUCAUGAGGAUGUUGAGGAGCAUAUAGAAGUUGUCACGGAAAGCUCCCAUGAUAAUCAUGAUCAAGUGUAUCCUCUGGUGGUAGAUCACAACUGUCCCCAUUUUUGCUCUGAUAUGUUGGGCCCGAGCGAGGAGAUGCAAGAUGAUCUCGUUGAAGAAAUUACAUGGCGACUUGCUCUUCAAUCUGUGCUAGAAGAAGAAGAGCGAGAAAGGGUGAGGGAAGAAGUUGUGGAGGAUGAGGAAGAAAGCAAAGAAGAGGAAGUUCUUGAUCUUUUCCAAGGGGAGAGAUAGGGGUGGGCAUUCGGUCUAACCGAACCAAAAUUAUGAAUACUGGGUCCCCGAAUUCUCCCAAACCUCAAACCGAAUUCGAACCGAAUUAUAAUUCGGUUCGGUCGGUUUAAACCGAACUAUAAUUCGGUUCGAUUUUUCACACAAAACCGAAUUUGUGAAGCUACUUGUAUUUUCUCACUUUUAAAUUAUUUUUCACCCCUAAUAUAAACAAUAAAUAUCA